Molecule: messenger RNA, 2228 nt
Organism: Brassica oleracea var. oleracea
Lineage: Eukaryota; Viridiplantae; Streptophyta; Magnoliopsida; Brassicales; Brassicaceae
Product: calcium-dependent protein kinase 20
Exons: 7
Coding region: 322-2022 (566 amino acids)
Biological process (GO): protein autophosphorylation; intracellular signal transduction; peptidyl-serine phosphorylation
Cellular component (GO): nucleus; cytoplasm
Molecular function (GO): calcium ion binding; calcium-dependent protein serine/threonine kinase activity; calcium/calmodulin-dependent protein kinase activity
Source: RefSeq, a predicted model, not a curated record
AGCAUCAGGUCAUGAGAUUUUCUCGGAAGCAAAACCAUUCCACCAAAUUCAAGAAAUUCCACAAAAUUUAUCAUCAAGAAUUCAGCUUCCGGCGUAUAGAAGGAGAAACUGCAUGCAUAAGCGAGAAUAUCAACUCUGUUCCCAUAUUGGUAGGUUGUGUUCAUCUCACGUUUCCUUUAUUUGCCCUGUGUCGAUUUUAAGACACAUCAAGAACUCGAUGGAUGCGUUGAUGAGUGGUUUGUGUCGGAGAGAAACGGUGAUCGCAAGAAGGUAAGAGAGAGAUAUAGAAACAACAGAAGGAAAAGCAAAACUAGGGUUUCAAUGGGAAACACAUGCACGGGUCCAAAACUGAACCCUAAUGGGUUCCUUCAAUCAGUUAGUGCCGCUGUUUGGCGUAAUCAGAAACCAGACGAGAGCCUCGAGAGUAACAAGGACGAGAGCAGCAAGAAAAAGAGCGUUCAUGGCGGUGACAACGCUUCCUCCGCCUUGGAUCCAGCGACGGUGCCAACUCCUAGCACACCACCUCCCCCCGUGAAAAUGGCCAACGAAUGUAUCAACAACGAUGAGAAUCCAAAGCCUAAGAAAGAGGCACACAUGAAACGAAUGGCGAGCGCGGGUCUACAAAUAGACUCCGUGCUCGGGAGAAAAACAGAGAAUCUCAAGGAGAUAUAUAGCGUGGGGAGGAAGUUAGGUCAAGGGCAAUUCGGGACGACGUUUCUUUGCGUGGAUAAGAAGACAAACAAAGAACUCGCUUGCAAAACCAUCGCCAAGAGGAAACUCACGACCCCUGAGGAUAUAGAAGACGUGAGAAGAGAGAUUCAGAUCAUGCAUCAUUUGUCUGGACAUCCUAACGUGAUUCAGAUCGUUGGUGCUUAUGAAGACGCGGUAGGUGUUCAUGUCGUGAUGGAGAUUUGUGCAGGUGGAGAGCUGUUCGAUAGGAUCAUACAGAGAGGUCAUUACACCGAGAGAAAAGCUGCUGAGCUUGCAAGAACCAUCGUUGGUGUUAUUGAAGCUUGUCAUUCUCUUGGUGUCAUGCAUCGUGAUCUUAAGCCUGAGAACUUCUUGUUUGUUAGUGGAGAUGAAGAAGCUGCGCUCAAGACUAUAGACUUUGGUCUCUCUGUCUUCUUCAAACCAGGAGAAACAUUCAGUGAUGUAGUUGGGAGCCCUUACUAUGUGGCUCCAGAAGUUUUAAAGAAACAUUAUAGUCAUGAAUGUGAUGUUUGGAGUGCUGGAGUUAUUAUAUACAUCUUACUAAGUGGUGUCCCUCCGUUUUGGGAUGAAACGGAGCAAGGCAUAUUUGAGCAGGUUUUAAAAGGUGACCUUGACUUUGUAUCAGAACCAUGGCCCAGUGUAUCAGAAAGCGCAAAAGAUUUGGUUCGUCGGAUGCUGAUAAGAGACCCUAAGAAGCGAAUGACAGCUCAUGAAGUUCUCUGUCAUCCUUGGGCUAGAGUGGACGGUGUUGCUCUUGAUAAACCUCUUGAUUCUGCUGUUCUCAGUCGUUUGAAACAGUUUUCUGCCAUGAACAAGCUUAAGAAAAUUGCUAUCAAGGUGAUAGCAGAAAGCUUGUCAGAGGAAGAGAUAGCAGGGUUGAAGGAAAUGUUCAAGAUGAUAGAUACAGACAACAGUGGACACAUCACUCUCGAAGAACUCAAGAAGGGCUUGGACAGAGUUGGUGCUAACCUUAAAGAUUCAGAAAUAUUAGGAUUAAUGCAAGCAGCGGAUAUAGAUAACAGUGGGACCAUAGACUAUGGAGAGUUUAUAGCAGCGAUGGUGCAUUUAAACAAAAUACAAAAAGAAGACCAUUUGUUCACAGCGUUCUCUUAUUUUGAUAAAGAUGGAAGUGGUUAUAUAACCCGAGAAGAGCUCCAGCAAGGUUGCAAGCAAUUUGGCUUAGCGGAUGUUCAUCUAGACGACAUUAUAAGCGAAGUUGACAAGGACAAUGAUGGAAGAAUAGAUUACAGUGAGUUCGUGGAGAUGAUGCAAGACACUGGAUUUGGCAAAAUGGGUUUAAGGGUGAGUUGAAGAAACAAAACAAGCACCUCAAUUUCCACCAUUUUUUUCUAAUUAAAUUAUGUACAUUUGAUAAUUAUGCUUGAUCAUAGAGGUUUCAUAUUCAUUUUCUGUGUUAUAUUCUUAGUAGGUCAAAGUAAAACUACUCUAUAGAAUCUUGCAUGUAAAAUGUUCAGUCUGCUACUAUGAAAUUACUGUACAUAUGUUGUAGAUUUUUG